This is a messenger RNA of Marchantia polymorpha subsp. ruderalis, 1055 nucleotides long. The record is from the annotation of a GenBank genome assembly. Lineage: Eukaryota; Viridiplantae; Streptophyta; Marchantiopsida; Marchantiales; Marchantiaceae.
GAAGGCUCAAGAACACUUUAGAUAUCAGAUAGAGUGGACUCUGCUCUCGAUUUGUCCUAAAGAAAAAAAUUCUUCCUCGAAAUUUCUGGAUCCUCAGUUUUACGAUGGGUUUCGAUUUGAGGCCACGAUUUCUGAUUCAUAUUCUUGUCAUCUGUCUUACAUCGUCUAGCGUCAUCAAUGUCGCCCAGGGGCAAUCCACAGCAGACGAGUACCUUAUUCCGCACAAUGAUGCCCGAGCUGGGCUGAAUCAAGGCAUACCGAGCCUGACCUGGGACACCACGCUGGAAUCGUAUGCUAGUGACUGGGCCGCCACCAGAGCAGCUGCUGGUGACGACUGCGCUCUCAUACACUCUGGAGGACCUUACGGGGAGAACAUCUACUGGUCCAGUGGACCGAGCACCCCAGCCGAUGCAGUGCAGUUAUGGGUCAGCGAGGAGGCAUAUUACGACUACGCAACGAAUUCGUGCUCGGCCCCAGAGGGCGAGUCAUGCGGUCAUUACACGCAGGUCGUGUGGAGGGACACAGCGGCGCUUGGAUGCGGGUCGGCCACUUGUCUCUCUGGUGCCUUGUUCGUCGUUUGCAGCUACGACCCCCCGGGAAACGUUGUCGGUCAGCUUCCUUACUAGACUUCCUCUAUGAAUAGCUGCGGCCGUCGAGCGACUCUGAGUUUCAUCUUUGCUGAAGUGGUAGACAGUUCGGCACAUGUAUAUCAGUGGACGAAGAUCGAAGGCAAAUUAGGGAGUGGCAGGGAUGAGCAUUUCAUAGGAGGGCACUCCAUCGCUCCCUGCCGUGAGGAUGACAGAGAGUGUUGUGGGAAUCGUGUUUCUGCAUACAGUGCAUUGUAAUUGCUUCAACGCUUGCAUAGUACUGACUGAUAUACUGUAGAUGAGAUUUUAAGUUCGGAUAAAUUAGUACAGCCACUUUUAAGCAGAACUCGAAUCCCUGGUAGGGCAUCGUGGUUGUAACUUGUUAUCAGUCGUUGCGAGAAGCUUGAGGCUGGGAAAGAGCAAACGUCGUCUCUCUUGAGAGCUAAUUGGAUUUCAGAAAGCUAAAUC